GACAACCCCAACCCCAACCCCAAGCUCCUCGCGACACCGAUCCCGCCAUGCAAGCAGCAGCGUCCAGCGCCUAAGCCAAAGGCCCCGAGCCUCAACACCCCCACUCCCAGACUACGAAGCGCCCAUCGCACCCCUCCACAGCGCAGCACAAAUCAAGCUCCUAUCUCUCCUUAAAUCGCAGUCGCUGCGACCGUUGAAGACGCAUCUCCAGCACGCGGAGGAGAAGCUCACCGAUUCGGCUGGGGAGGUUAAUGAGCGGCUUACUGAUGCGCGGGUGCGGCUGCAGCGGUUGAAGGAGCGGAGGGGGGAGAGGGAGAAUUUUAAUGAGGGUGAGGAGGAUGGGGCACAGCAGCAGGAUGAUGAGGAAUGGGAGGAAAAGUUGAGGGAGCUUGAGAAGAAGGUCGGGGGUGUUACAGAGCGGUUGGAGGCGCGGAUGCGGGGCACGAUUGAUGGGGAGGAAUAUGAGGAGACUAGACGCCGGGGUGGGGAGGAGGAGAAUAACGACGAGGAUGAGGAUGAGGAUUAUGAGGAAGCGGAGGAGAGGGGGGAGGAAAGUGUGCCGCCGACAAGGAGGUUGGAUGAGCUACUUGGGGAGAAUUAUGCAGGGUGGGAUAGGCUUUCGUUGACGGAACGGUACUCGACCAACAAUGCCUACAUUGGGUUCUAUCGAGUUAUUCACGAAGCGAAACACCCCGGCGAAGAUAUUCCUCCACUACCGCACGCAUCAACGUGGUUCUCACAUCUGGAAGAUCCAGCUACGGCUUCGGCGCAAGCGCCCGAUUCUUCGGCCCGGCGGACGCGUCGUCGGAGAUCUCCUUCUCCGGCGGACUCAGAUGAGAUCGCCAUCGAGAGCGAGCGCAUAUCGCUCAAAUGCCCUCUAACUCUACUUUACUUCCGGGAACCUGUGACAAGUACCAAAUGUCCGCAUAGCUUUGAACGCGAAGCGAUUGAAGAUAUGAUUGCGCAUAGUUCGACGACUGUUCCCGCGCCCCAGCCGGCGGGAGCCGCCGGCCGUAGCGCGCGUCGUGUUCGCUCGGUCAAGUGUCCGGUGUGCUCAGUUGUCUUGACUGCGGCUGAUCUCCGGACGGAUCCUGUUUUGCUUAGGAGGCUGCGCCGCCAUGAAGCGGCGUUGAGACGGGAAGCGGAAGAUGAUGAGUUAUCCGAUGGGGCGCGGAGAAGACAGUCUGGGGCUAGGAAAAGCGGGAUCACUCUCGUUGACGAUGAUGGGACGGAGGACGGUAAUGAGAUGGAUGUGGAUGAUUCGGACUCGGAUGAUAGGCAGGAUGCAGAAAGUUUCCGCAGCCAAGAUCAUGUACGGAUCAAACAGGAGAUGAGUACAGCUCCUGUCGACGAUGAUUAG
Messenger RNA from Aspergillus nomiae NRRL 13137, 1360 nucleotides. Its product is annotated as SUMO ligase MMS21. Gene Ontology annotation, biological process: double-strand break repair via homologous recombination; protein sumoylation. Lineage: Eukaryota; Fungi; Ascomycota; Eurotiomycetes; Eurotiales; Aspergillaceae. Gene Ontology annotation, molecular function: zinc ion binding; SUMO ligase activity. The record is from RefSeq and is a predicted model, not a curated record. The transcript is spliced from 3 exons. The annotation marks the transcript as partial. Gene Ontology annotation, cellular component: nucleus; Smc5-Smc6 complex.